AUGCCAAUGGCUACAAAUUAUCUGAACUUUCUGUUGAGAUAUACCGUAGUAAAGGCGAUAAAAAGAUGUCAACAGGAUGAAGCCACAUCGCCAAACGCUUCUAUCUCUCAACCAACUGCAUCUUCAUCUCCGGUGUUUCGAAUACAAGAACGUCCAGACGUGAAGUUCCUUCCCGUCAAUGAACCUCUUUAUCCUUCCCAAGAUUGCGAUUUUGAUGUUAGUCAGCUACUUGGCAGCAUUCACUCGGCCUCCUUCAAAGAGCAAGCUGAUGUAUUAUUACAAAGCGGGAAUCUUUCUCUUGUCACUCUGGGUGACGUUGUUGCAAAUCACGACUGUAAUGCAGAAUAUCAGGAAUUAUUUUCAAACAAACUGAAGGAGAGUCGAAUAGACCUGGCAGAAAGCAAGGCCCUUCAGGUUGCUGCUUCACACUUGCCACCAUCGACAGACCCGUUAGUCCGUCAGCUGACAACCUUGGUCCAGAAUCAAACAAACAUCAUUGCAGGACUAAGCUUUGUGGUACGUUUUUCGUGA
Molecule: messenger RNA, 531 nt
Organism: Strongylus vulgaris
Lineage: Eukaryota; Metazoa; Nematoda; Chromadorea; Rhabditida; Strongylidae
Source: the annotation of a GenBank genome assembly